Molecule: messenger RNA, 693 nt
Organism: Cucumis sativus (cucumber)
Lineage: Eukaryota; Viridiplantae; Streptophyta; Magnoliopsida; Cucurbitales; Cucurbitaceae
Product: E3 ubiquitin-protein ligase RDUF1
Exons: 1
Coding region: 1-693 (230 amino acids)
Source: RefSeq, a predicted model, not a curated record
AUGUCUUUUGCUAUUUCUAAUCCCAUUCAGUACCGUCUCUACGCCUCCGGCACCGGAGGCAAUGGAGUAUUACAAGUUAAUAUAAGCUUUAUCCAACAAAUCAUCUCUGUUUCUCCCCUCACCGGACGUCCCCAUGAAGUCCUCCAUCAAACUCCAAGGAUUCCGUACCACAAUGCUCUCUUUUAUCUCUCCUUACGCCAACUCCAAAGUCCGUUGUUCUACAUCACUCAAAUUCUCUCCUCACUCAACAUCCGCCCUGCCGCUUCCCAAAACAUGGCUCGUCGUAUCGCUUCCCACAUCCUACAAAUGCCUGACAGAAACAGCGAGACGAAUUUCCAUAUCCUCGCUGAAGUGGAUUUCAUUCGACUGAUUUGGCUGCCAUCAAUGGGUGGAGGCGGUGCAGGGGCGGAGGAAACAGUUGUGUUGGAUGAAGCUCCGCCGGCAGUGAAGAGGGGAGUGGGGGUGGCGAGGGGAGAGAGGUUGAGAUCGGAAGAAAAGAUGGAGGAAUUGGGAGAUUGCAGCAUCUGUUUGGAUGAAUUGAGUUGUGAAAAGAGGGAGGUGAUGAGGAUUCCUUGUGGCCAUGUUUACCAUGAAUCGUGCAUCUUCAAGUGGCUUGAGAAUCACAAUUCUUGUCCUUUGUGUAGAAAGCCAUUGCACCACGACGACGACGACGAGGAGGAGUACUCAUGGUGA